Molecule: messenger RNA, 1487 nt
Organism: Camelina sativa (false flax)
Lineage: Eukaryota; Viridiplantae; Streptophyta; Magnoliopsida; Brassicales; Brassicaceae
Source: RefSeq, a predicted model, not a curated record
AUGGUACUUCAGCUGGGGCUUAGUGGUCAGCCCUUAUCUGGGCCAGAUAUCGGUGGCUUUGCUGGCAAUGCGACUCCGCGGCUAUUUGGACGCUGGAUGGGUGUUGGAGCUAUGUUUCCAUUCUGUCGUGGCCAUUCUGAGGCUGGCACUGAUGACCAUGAACCGUGGUCCUUCGGAGAAGAGGUUUUCUUUGGUUUGUUUCCAUCAUUGUCUAGCACGUUGUCUAAUCAAGGAUCACAUGAGCUUCAGCACAUAUUGCCAAGAGGAACUUGGCUGAGGUUUGAUUUUGAAGAUUCACAUCCGGAUUUGCCAUCGUUAUAUUUACAAGGUGGAUCCAUCAUAUCAUUGGCUCCUCCACAUCUGCAUGUUGGGGAGUUUAGUAUGUCAGAUGACUUGACCCUACUUGUGUCAUUAGAUGAAAAUGGGAAAGCUAAAGGACUCUUGUUUGAGGAUGAUGGAGAUGGAUAUGGCUACAUUAAAGGCAGAUUUCUAGUUACACACUACAUUGCUGAGCGACAUUCUUCCACUGUCACUGUCAAGGUUUUGAAAACUGAAGGAGACUGGCAGAGGCCAACGCGUCGUGUUCAUGUCCAGUUAUUACUAGGAGGGGGUGCGAUGCUUGAUGCUUGGGGAACGGAUGGAGAGAUUAUCCACAUUAAGAAUUUCCAGAUAUUUUAUUUUGGUUGCUUACAAUUUGCAGGAGUUCAGUGGCUUCAUAGCAGGAUAGAUAUCAGUGGCUAUGAAGAGUACAGUGGAACGGAGUACCGGUCAGCUGGAUGUACUGAAGAAUAUAGUGUCAUUGAGAGGGAUUUGGAACAUGCAGGAGAGGAAGAGUCUCUUAUCCUAGAAGGUGAUAUAGGCGGCGGACUGAUUCUUCGGCGUAAAAUAAGUAUACCUAAAGAUAAUCCCCGAGUUUUUCGUAUCGCCUCUAGCAUUGAGGCCCGUAGUGUUGGUGCUGGUUCUGGAGGAUUUUCAAGGCUGGUAUGCUUAAGAGUCCAUCCAACUUUCUAUCUUAUGCAUCCAACUGAAACGUUUGUCUCCUUCACGUCAAUUGAUGGUUCAAAGCAUGAAGUUUGGCCAGAUUCUGGAGACCAGUUAUAUGCAGGGAACAGCCUCCCACACGGUGAAUGGAUGCUGGUGGACAAGAGUCUUAAUCUACGGCUGGUAAACAGGUUUGAUGUUAGUCAGGUCUUCAAAUGUAUCGUCCAUUGGGACUGUGGAACCGUUAACUUGGAGCUCUGGUCUGAAGACCGACCUGUUUCCAAGGAAUCUCCUCUGAAAAUAGAUCAUGAAUAUGAAGUCACAAAUUUCCCAUAGAUGUAUUCGCAAAGUUCUGUUUGACUACUUGGGUUGUCCAUUAUAUGUGCAUAAAUAAGUGAAUAUAUGGACAGUUGUGAUCAAGAUUUACACUUUCAAUGUAUGCGACAUUUUGUUGUAUAUUGCAUAUUUCACUACCUAAAUAAUCGGAUAUGUGAGCUUUGGUCUGA